AUGGCCUUCCAUGCCAUCUCAACGCCGACGCAACACGUGCAGCUGCACCUGGAUGCCAAGCCCGCGCCGCCCAAGUUCGCGCUCGUCCCGCACAUCAUCGCGGGGCUGCUCAUGCUCUACGCCAUCUUCGCCAUCACGGCGAACAACACGCCCAUGACGGCACCGAUCACGACGUUGUACUUGGACCCGCUCUGGGACGUCAACCCCAAGGUCAAGGGCUCGGGCCACUCGGAGAUGGUCAUCUACACGUACCUCUUCUUCGCCGUGAUUUUGCCCAUGUUUGUGGCCUUCUUGAUCGUGCGUCUGGCCACCCGUGGCGCGACGUUCCCGGUACCGGCGCUCUCGCACAUGCUCCAGCGCAAGCCGCGCUUCUUGUGGUCGCUCGUGAGCUAUGGCGAGGUCCUCUUCUUGCUGGCCGUCGUCGUCGGCAACACCAUUCUCUUCUACAACAUGUACUUGUACAGCCCGCGCAUCAAGGCCACGUCCAAGACGCAGGUCGGGAUCGAGAAAGCUGCCAAGACGCUCGGCUUCUCGACCUUGUACAACAUGGUGUUCCUCGCGCUGCCUGCGUCGCGCCACUGCUUUUGGAUGGAGUGGCUCGGCAUCCCGUACGCCAACGGCGUCAAGUACCACCGCUGGCUCGGUGUUGCGACCAUUCUUUGCGCGACGCUGCACACGGCGUUCUACGUUAAAGUGUAUAUCGUCGAAAACGACGCGAUGACGCUGCUGCCGUGCUUUGACUGCAACGUGGCCAAGGGUGGCAAGCCGAAUUGGAUCAACACCUUUGGGUGGCUCUCGUUCCUGAGCAUGUUUGUCAUGGGCAUCACGUCGCUCCCGUACGUGCGCCGUCACUACUACAAGAUUUUCUACGCCACCCACUUCCUCUUCAUUCCCGCCACGGCCUUUGCGAUCAUGCAUUGGGGCUACAUUGCCAUCUGGCUCUUCGCCACCAUCGUGCUCUACAUUGGCAACCGCAUGCUCUCGUCUGCGACCAUCCAAGCGCCGGUCGUCAUCCAAAAGGCGGCCGCGUACCCGCACGAAGUGACCGAGCUCGUGUUUGAGUGCGCAACCUCGUACCAGGCCGGCGACGUCGUCUACCUCAAGGUCCCGUCGGUCUCCAAGACGCAGUGGCACCCCUCGAACGUGGCGCCGCGGCCGUACGCGAACGUGUCGACGCUGCGCCAGGUGCUCUUGUUCAUCGCUGCGUUCUUUGGCGCCGGCUCGCUCUUUGUUGCGGUGCACUACAACACCAAGAUCACGACCGCCGACCCGUCGUACUGGCCGCUGCAGCGCUUGAUGGAGUUUCUCGCGAUCGUCAUUGGCGCCUACUGGGCCUACGUCGUCGUCUUGGUCAAGCCGUACACGCCGGUGCCGGUCGCGCGCUCGCAGGUCGACGAGGUCCCCAAGGAGCCGAUGAUGUCGGACGAGGCGUUCAUCGAGCGCUACAGCGUCCAGAAAGGCCGCAUGGACUGGCCGCACUUCUUCUCGAGCCUCGUGGACGGUACGACCAAGAGCUGGACGACGCCAGCGAUCGGUGUCUACGUCUCGGGGCCCAAGACUCUGUCGCGUGCGAUCGAUGCGCAAGCGCACUCGACGCGCUUUGCCGUGCACCACGAAGAGUUUGAAAUGUAG
Molecule: messenger RNA, 1632 nt
Organism: Saprolegnia parasitica CBS 223.65
Lineage: Eukaryota; Oomycota; Saprolegniomycetes; Saprolegniales; Saprolegniaceae
Exons: 2
Coding region: 1-1632 (543 amino acids)
Cellular component (GO): plasma membrane
Source: RefSeq, a predicted model, not a curated record